Molecule: messenger RNA, 441 nt
Organism: Dermacentor silvarum
Lineage: Eukaryota; Metazoa; Arthropoda; Arachnida; Ixodida; Ixodidae
Product: molybdopterin synthase catalytic subunit
Exons: 1
Coding region: 1-441 (146 amino acids)
Biological process (GO): Mo-molybdopterin cofactor biosynthetic process
Cellular component (GO): cytosol
Molecular function (GO): molybdopterin synthase activity
Source: RefSeq, a predicted model, not a curated record
AUGAAUCACGUAGAACUGUCAGAGGCCGCACUGGACGUCGGAGCCGUCCUGGCAAGUGUUGGGUCGGAAGACUGCGGUGCCAUUUCCGUUUUCUUGGGAACGACGCGCAAUCACUGCGAUGGUAAGCCGGUGAGCAGGCUUAGCUACGAAGCGUACGCGCCCAUGGCGAAGCGAGAGAUGCUGCGCAUCUGCGACGGAAUUCGCGAACGCUGGCUCGUGAAGAACGUCGCCAUCGUUCACCGGCUGGGAGUUGUUCCUCUGGCUGAGCCGAGCGUGCUUAUCGCAGUCUCCUCCGAGCACCGCCAGGAGGCGAUGGACGCGUCGAAGUACGCCAUCGAUGAGCUCAAGCGACGUGUCCCGGUCUGGAAGAAGGAGCAUUAUGACGACGGCGACAGUGAGUGGAAAGCGAACAAGGAGUGCUUCUGGACCGAAGGACGCUGA